Nerophis lumbriciformis (worm pipefish) is the source of this 2553-nucleotide messenger RNA. NCBI's taxonomy places the organism in Eukaryota, Metazoa, Chordata, Actinopteri, Syngnathiformes, Syngnathidae. The record is from RefSeq and is a predicted model, not a curated record.
AUGCCGCAUACUAAUCGGAAGGUGGAGCCAGAGACCCCCAGCAUGAAUGACGAAAAAACGGAAGAUGAAAUCACCAAGUUUCCAAUGACUGUCAGUGUGAAGAGUGAAGAAAAUGAAGGUCCAAGCGAAGAGAGCGGUGCAGCAAAAUCUUCCAGCGACAGCUCAUUUCAUCACCUGACAAGAAAAGACAUCAAAGUAGAAGAUCUUCACCCUGAGAAGCACGAUCCCCUCCACGUCAAACAGGAGGAGGAGUCGGUGAUUCCAAACAUUAAACAGGAAGCAGAGCCAGAAUCCGCCAGCAUCGAAGAAGAACGGGAAGAGGAAAUACCCAAGUUUCCAAUGGCCUUCAGUGUGAAGAGUGAAAAAGAUGAAGUUCCAAGCGAAGGGAACAGAGCAGCGAAACGUUUCAGCGACAGCUCGUUUCAACACCUAACAACAAAAGACAUCACAGUGCAAGAUCUUCACUCUGUGAAGCACGACCCCCCCGUCAAACAGGAAGAGUUGGAGAUGCCGUAUACAGAACAGGAGGCGGAGCCAAAGAUCCCCAGCAGUAAAAAAGAAGAACAGGAAGAUGAAAUCCCCGAGUUUCAAAUGACCUUCAGUGUGGAGACAGAAGGAGAAGAAAGUCCCAGCGAAGAGAGCGGCGCAGCUAAACCUUCAAGGGACAGCUCAUUUCAACACCUGAUGGGAAAAGGUGAAAGACAAUCGCUCAAAAGACAAUUGAAAAGAGAGACAAAAGAGUACGUUGAACACUUAACAUCACACGCACGAACUCACUCUGGAGAGAAGCCUUUUGGCUGCUCACAUUUUUGUGGUAAAACAUUUUGUCAAAAAGAACACUUAACAUCACACACACGUACACACACUGGAGAAAAGCCUUUUUCAUGCUCACUUUGUGGGGAAAGAUUCACUGAGAAAGGAACUUUACAAAAACACAUAAGAACACACGCUGGAGAGAAGCCUUUUGCCUGCUCAGAUUGUGGUAAAAAGUUCACAGAGAAAGGAACUUUAAAAACACACAUAAGAACACACACUGGAGAGAAGCCUUUUGCCUGCUCAGUUUGUGGUAAAAGGUUCACUGAGAAUUCGAAUUUAAAAGUACACACAAGAACACACACUGGGGAGAAGCCUUUUGACUGCUCACGUUGCGAUAAACGAUUUUGUACAAAGCAAGAUUUAACAAAACACACAAGAACACACACUGGAGAAAAGCCUUUUUCAUGCUCACUUUGUGGGAAACGGUUCACUGAGAAAGGAACUUUACAAAUACACAUAAGAACACACACUGGAGAGAAACCCUUUGCCUGUUCACUUUGCGGUAAAAGAUUUUGUACAAAGCAAGAGGAAAUUUUUAAAAAACACACAAGAACACACACUGGCGAGAACCCUUUUGCCUGCUCAGUUUGUGGUAAAAGAUUCACUGAGAAGGGAAAUUUAAAAACACACACAAGAAUACACACUGGAGAGAAGCCUUUUGCCUGCUCACUUUGUGGUAAAAGAUUCACAUUGAAAGGAACUUUAAAAACACACAUAAGAACACACACUGGAGAGAAGCCUUUUGCCUGCUCAGUUUGUGGUAAAAGAUUCACGGAGAAUUCAAAUUUAAAAGUACACAGGAGAACACACACUGGAGAGAAGCCUUUUGCCUGCUCACAUUGCAAUAAAAGAUUUUAUGUCAGUGAAUAUCUUUGCCCGAAGCAGCAGAAGCCAGAGUCCCCCACCAUCAAAGAGGAAGAGACCCCAGAUUGCCUUCACGUUAAAGAGGAAGAUGAGUCAGCUCGCGUCUCUCACAUUAAAGAAGAAAAGCAGGAGGACGAAAUCACCAAGAUUCCAUUGACUGCCAUCACUGCCAAGAGGGAAGAAAGUGACCGAGAACACACAUCAACCUCCUCUAUAAAAGACGGCAGCGAGGUGAGACACAUCCGCACACACACUGGAGAUAAACCAUAUCCUUGUUCCGUUUGUGGCCAACACUUCUCUAUAAAGGCCAAUUUAAGAAGGCACGUGCGACGCCACAAUGGAGAAAAACCUUUCAGCUGCUCACUUUGCAGUAAAACAUUCACUGAGAAUGCUUUGAAGCAACACAUGAGAACACACACUGGAGAAAAACCUCAUUCCUGCUUGCUCUGCGGGAGAAGAUUUACAACUAAGAAGCAUUUAAUAAGACACAAAAAAGCUCACACUGGAGAAAAAUCGUUCGCUUGUUCGUUCUGCGAAAAAAAGUUCGUCUCGGGCACUGAUUUAACGACGCACACGAGAAAGCACACCGGUGAGAAACCGUUCGCCUGCAAAGUUUGUGGUCAAAGAUUUGCGGCCAAGGCUGGUUUGAGGGUGCACACAAGAAAACACACGGGCGAGAAUGUUUUACCUUGCUCUGUUUGCGGGAAAACCUUUAUCCGACGGUGCAAUUUAACGGCGCACGAACGGAUGCAUAGCGGUGAGAAACCGUUCAGUUGUAGCGUGUGUCACAAAAGUUUUGGUCAGAAGGCUACGAUUCAGAAACACAAAUGCAUCGCUGGAAAGAACUGGUUAACAAUUUUACACGGAAACUGA